Brachypodium distachyon (stiff brome) is the source of this 1766-nucleotide messenger RNA. RefSeq names its product sugar transporter ERD6-like 4. Gene Ontology annotation, molecular function: sugar transmembrane transporter activity. Lineage: Eukaryota; Viridiplantae; Streptophyta; Magnoliopsida; Poales; Poaceae. Gene Ontology annotation, cellular component: membrane. The coding region runs from base 1 to 1515 and encodes 504 amino acids. The record is from RefSeq and is a predicted model, not a curated record. The transcript is spliced from 17 exons. Gene Ontology annotation, biological process: transmembrane transport; carbohydrate transport.
AUGAACGGCGGCGGCGGAGACGAGAGCGGCGGCGAGGACCAGGACGUCGGCGGCAGCGGCGAGGGCAUGCGGAAGCCGCUGCUGCGGAACACGGGGAGCUGGUACAGGAUGACCGGGCCGUCGUCGGCGGGGCAGCAGUACUCGGCCGGCUCCUCCUCCAUGGCCGUCAUGGGGCGCGAGUCCCACGUCUCGGCGCUCCUCUGCACGCUCAUCGUCGCGCUCGGCCCCGUCCAGUUCGGCUUCACCAGCGGCUUCUCCUCCCCGACCCAGGACGCCCUCAUCCGCGACCUCCACCUCUCCAUCUCCCAGUUCUCGGCGUUCGGCUCGCUGUCCAACGUCGGCGCGAUGGUCGGGGCCAUCGCCAGCGGGCAGAUGGCCGAGUAUAUUGGUCGGAAAGGGUCACUAAUGAUUGCAGCGAUUCCUAACAUCAUUGGUUGGCUUGCCAUCUCCUUCGCAAAAGACUCCGCAUUUCUUUAUUUGGGACGGUUGCUUGAAGGAUUUGGUGUUGGUGUCAUAUCCUAUACGGUUCCCGUAUACAUAGCAGAGAUAUCUCCUCAGAACACAAGAGGAGCGCUUGGCUCUGUGAACCAGUUGUCUGUCACCACUGGUAUCUUCUUGGCCUAUUUGCUUGGCAUGUUUGUUCCUUGGAGGCUGCUUGCAGUACUAGGAGCCUUGCCUUGUACAUUGUUAAUACCUGGUCUGUUCUUCAUUCCAGAAUCUCCAAGAUGGCUGGCAAAGAUGAACUUGAUGGAUGAUUUCGAGACUUCUCUACAAGUUCUGAGGGGAUUUGAGGCCGACAUCUCGAUGGAAGUGAAUGAUAUAAAGAGAGCAGUAGCAUCAGCAAACAAAAGGACCACAGUCCGUUUUCAAGAGCUAAAUCAAAAGAAAUACCGCACUCCCUUACUAAUAGGAACCGGCCUUCUUGUACUUCAAAAUCUAAGUGGGAUAAAUGGGAUACUGUUCUAUGCAAGUAGAAUUUUCAAAGCUGCAGGUUUCACAAACGGUGAUUUGGCCACAUGUGCACUUGGAGCUAUUCAGGUUCUUGCCACUGGCGUUACAACCUGGUUACUAGAUAAGGCUGGCCGGCGGAUUCUUCUCAUUGUCUCUAGUGCUGGGAUGACUUUAAGCCUUCUUGCAGUUUCUGCUGCAUUUUUUCUCAAGGAUAAUAUGUCCCAUGACUCUCACUUGGAGUACAUCUUAAGUAUGGUGUCCUUGGUGGCUCUUGUGGCUUUUAUCAUUGCUUUCUCCUUUGGCAUGGGUGCCAUUCCAUGGCUCAUAAUGUCUGAGAUCCUCCCGGUCGGCAUCAAGAGUCUCGCGGGAAGCUUUGCGACGCUCGCCAACAUGCUCACGUCCUUCGUGGUGACGAUGACCGCAAACUUUCUGCUCAGCUGGAGCGCCGGAGGGACCUUUUUGUCCUACAUGGUCGUGAGCGCCUUCACCGUCGUGUUCGUUGUCCUCUGGGUGCCAGAGACCAAGGGAAGAACUCUGGAGGAGAUACAAUGGUCGUUCCGAUGAGCUUCGGGAAUCGGCGGGGCCCUCCGUCAUCGUCUCGUGUUAGCUGUGGCUCUUCCAAGUUGAGGAGUAAGUAGAACCGUGGAGUAAAAGGCAAGGUAUGAUCUGCACAGCCUGGAAUGUUGGCUCAUUGAGUAUCCUAGUCAAUUCCAAGUGAAUAUAUAUACUCCUAGGAACAAAUAUGUUAAUGUAGUAGUUGUGCCGGGUUACACGAGAUUAUUAUUAUUUCUGAAUGCCACAUCACUUUGCUGCGA